UAUCUUUCCAGAACUGAACUUGCUUAAACUUCAAUCUCAAAAUAUAUCCUCUUUAUUUGUUUUUCAGUCUUCGAUAAAGUUCUUGAUUUUCUACAAGCUCAAGGAAAUGGAUCUAAAUCCUUUUGAGUCCAUUUUCAGAAAUGAUAUAGUUGAAUUUAAAAGAAUAGCUCAGCAGGAUAAAAGAGUUCUUGAACGAAGAUUACCCAUCAAUUCGGACUCGGUGUUACACUUGGCUUCCAGAGUAGGCCAUAUAGAAUUGGUUGCGACAAUUGUUAAGCUGUGCCCAGAUUUGGUUGCAGCGGUGAAUAAAAAUCAGGAGACUCCAUUGCAUGCAGCUUGUCGUCUUGGGAACUUCGAGGUCGUAACAAAGCUACUACUAGAAAUUGAUCCACUAGUGGCUGCGAAGCGAAACGUAGAAAAGCAGAGUGCCUUUUCACUUGCCUGUGAAGAAGGGCAUCUUGAUAUAGUGAAACUCAUGUUGAACCUCUCCUGUUUGAUGGAACAUGAAGAGGAUGCAGUAUAUGCAACUCCUCUGCAUGUAGCGAUCUCAAGUGGCCACAAUGAUAUUGUAAACGAGAUAUCACAAGCACGGCCUAAUUUUGCUCGAAAAACCGACAAGAACGGAUUUUCUCCUUUGCACUGUGCAUCUAGCAGAGGACAGCUUCGUAUAACUAAAAUGUUAUUGAGUGCUGAUCCAGACCUUGCUUUGCAGUACAAUAACGAUGGGUUUACAGCAUUGCACUUGGUCGUGAUUAAUGGUUAUGUAAGAAUCCUUGAACAAUUCAUUUCUGCCUCUCCCAGUUCGCUUCAUUGUCUCACAAAGAAGGGAGAAACAAUUUUUCAUCUUGCUGUAAGAUUCAAUAGAUAUAAUUCAAUCAUUCGUUUAGCAGAGGUUUCUGAUAUAUCUCACCUUCUACACCAACAAGACCAAGCUGGUAACACCAUACUUCAUCUAGCAGUUUCUACAGGAAACCUUCAGGCAUCAUUCUUUCACUUGUUGAUUUUAUCACAGGCACACAGAUUUUGUGGGAACAUAAAAACACAACAUAAAAGAAGACUUGUGCUUUUUUGGUAUCAUUCUAUACUUGAAUUGUUGAGUAAUAUCAAUUCUUUGAAACUCACUUUCAGUUACAUGGAAUUGCCAUCUGAUAAGCUAGAGCUAGAAAAAUACUUCUCUCGGAGCAUGGAAUUGCCCAUGACAGAUACUGAAAAAGCUAAUCCAGAAGAAAUUCAGACAGUUGAAGACCCCAAAGCUGUACUUGAGGAAAAAAUCACAAGUCUUCUUCAGUUUAGGAGUAAGCAUAAAUCAAGGGGGAAGCGAAACCCAAUAACCAGUUUGCUUAACCAAGAAGAUGAUCCAUCUUAUCCAGAAUGCCUGAUGGAAAGAAUGGAUUUACCAACCAAUUUGCUUAAGCACAAGCAUCUCAGUAAGUCUCUAGGACGCUCGCCUGCACUAACUGCGGAAGUCACCUCAACAAAUGGUUUGCACAAGCUUCAAUCCAAAGAGAAAGUUGAGACUGAAGAUGACAGUUCAUCUGAACCCGAAUCCUUGAAGGAAGCCAAAAAUACGCCGAACAAUCUACAGCAACAGAAGCAUCUCAGUGAAAAACACAGGAAUGAACUGGCUAACCUUUUCACAAGUCAUCGUUAUAAGCGAUACGAAGUACAUAGGGAAGCAUUUCAAAAUGCUAGGAACACAAUUAUACUGGUUGCUAUUUUGAUUGCCACAGUCACAUUUACUGCUGGCAUAAGCCCACCUGGAGGUGUGUACCAAGCAGAAGCAGGACCACUGAAAGGAAAAUCAACCGUGGGAAGAACAGUUGCUUUUAAGAUAUUUGCAAUAAGCAACAGUUUUGCAUUAUUUACAUCUCUGUCUAUUGUCAUUGUUUUAGUUAGCAUUAUCCCUUUCCAACGAAAGCAACUGAUGAAGCUAUUGGCCAUAACUCACAAAUUAAUGUGGGUUGCAGUAUCAUUCAUGGUAGUAGCUUUUGUUGCAUCCAUCUAUGUGAUUUUGCCACAAGGUCAUGGGACAGGAUGGUUGCUUGGGGCAAUUCUAGCUAUCAGUUCCGGAACAUUUGGAAUUGUGUGCUUUUAUCUAGGAGUUCUCAUAACCAAACACUGGUUGAGAAAGUUGAGACUAAUAGAAGCCAUUGAAAGAAAUGAUAUAGUUGGAAUUAGAAGGUUAGCUGAACAAGGUAUAGAGGUUUUUGACAGAAGUUCAGAUACUUUGACCACAGUAUUGCACCUGGCAUCAAGAUUUGGGCAGACAGAAGUGGUUAGAGAAUUAGUUAAGUUGUGUCCUCACUUAGUUGGAGCCAAGAAUGUUAGAGGUGAGACGCCAUAUCAUGAAGCCUGUCGAAAAGGAAAUGCUGAUAUAAUUUUGCUGCUGUUAGAGACCAAUCCAUGGGCGGCUUCUACACUUAACAAUAUGAACAAGAGCCCACUUUCCAUAGCUUGUAGUUUGGGGCAUAUUGAUAUUGUUAAGCUCCUUCUGAAUCAACAAUGGCUGGACACCGAAGAUGGGAUAGACUCAACUUGUCUCCACGAGGCAGUAUCAGCAGGAAACAUAAAGAUUGUGAAGGCAAUAUUAGAAAGGAGGCCAAAUUUUUCUUUGAUGACUGACAAGGACGGGUGUGUGCCAUUGCACUAUGCCUGUCAAAAGAGUCUUCUGGAGAUUGCAAGAAUUCUUUUGGAGUAUGUUCCUGAUAGUGCCAAGGUGUUCAACAAAAAUGGCUACACACCUGUUCACUUGGCAGUAAUAAAAGGUGACGAUGCUAUCCUUGUUGAGUUUAUUUCAAAUGCUCCAGCAGCAUUUGAGUAUCUCGCGAAAAACAAGCAAACAGUGUUUCAUCUUGCUGUUAAAUUUGGUAAAUAUAAUGCCUUCAUUAGCAUGGGAAGGAUUUCCACAAACACUCAUCUUCUCCACCAGCCAGAUCAACAUGGUAAUACAGUUUUACAUCUUGCUGUUUCUGCAAACAAUAAUUACAAUCUAAUUGAUUACAUAAUCAAUGUAGCAAAAGUUGAUGUCAAUCUUGAAAACCAUCAAGGAUAUACUGCGCUUGACCUUGUCAACCGGACUAGAGUCACUGAUAACACCAACCUCAUCAGAGAAAUGUUGAUCAAAGCUAGUGACGUGAAGACUAAUGGAAUGCCAUCACUUUUAUCUGAAGAGGUUAACACAAAUCAGAACACUGUGAUCAACUCAACUCAAGUAAGCUUUGAUCCCAUGCUACUUGAAGUUCAAACUUCAAUUAAUCAGAAUGUGACGUUCCAGCUCAGAGAUGCAUCUGAGCAGUAUUUAAUUACUCGAAAUGUUAUCAACAACGAGCCAAACAAAACCCAGCCUGUAAAUCAAGUUAUUGAGAAAUCUGAUAUCGAGGAUGGUACAUCAGAAAUAGAAACCUCAGCAAGAAUUGAAUUGCAAGAACGAUACAAGCAUCAAAGCAAGAGGCGAAUGAAAGAACUAAGGGAGUUGCACAGAAAUCACCGCAAUAAACAGUAUAAAGCACAUAGAGAAGCACUAUUAAAUGCGCGAAACACAAUAAUAGUAGUAGCCAUUUUGAUUGCAUCAGUUACUUUUACUGUUGGUUUAAACCCACCUGGAGGUGUCAAUCAAGAAGGAAUUGAUAAAGGGCAAUCAACAGUUGGUGGAAAAACAGCUUUCAAGAUUUUUGCUGUAUGUAACAGCAUUGCAUUGUUUACAGCUUUGUGCAUUGUAAUAGUUCUAGUUAGCAUCAUACCAUUUGAGAGGAAAAAAUUAAUGAAGCUAAUGGUAGUUAUUCACAAGGUUAUGUGGGUAGCUAUGUCUUUCAUGGCAACAGCUUUUGUUGCGGCUUCAUGGGUACUACUGCCACAAGAUGGAAAAAGAGGAUGGGUGCUUGACAUUCUGCUGGCUAUAAGUGCAGGGAGUAUGGCAACUGUUUUUAUCUUUUUGGGAUUUAAGUUGGCUCGACAUUGGUUAAGGAAACUCAAAUGGAAGAAAGAAAAACGCAAAAUGAAAAAUAAUAUGUUAGCUGUCAAUAUUGGAAAAGAUGCACUUGUUGAAGGAGGAAUUCAGUUUGAAGCAGAGAAAUUCAGCAAUGAAGAUGGUGUUCAAUUUGAAUCCUCCAAUUCUGAUGUUGAAAGUUCCAUUUCUAUUGGGUAUCACCCAUACUAAAAAUCUAGAACCAUACUUGGCACAAUUAACUCAUCUUUGUAUUAAUAUUCAAAUAAAAAAAAUUAUGUUCCAGGUAA
Messenger RNA from Jatropha curcas, 4233 nucleotides. RefSeq lists its product as uncharacterized. The record is from RefSeq and is a predicted model, not a curated record. Gene Ontology annotation, molecular function: protein binding. Gene Ontology annotation, cellular component: plasma membrane. Lineage: Eukaryota; Viridiplantae; Streptophyta; Magnoliopsida; Malpighiales; Euphorbiaceae.